CCUAACUUUGUCUUUUUAUAAAUUUAUGGAGGACUUAAAUUUUAAAACAGCAAACCCAGGUGCUGUGCAGUUUGGAAACUUUAUCAAUUAUUACAAGUUCCAUCCACCAGAAAGACGCAUUUCUGUGUUACCCAAAGAAAUUUGGGAUUCAGUUGCAAGGGAACAAUCUUGCUGUAUUUUGGAUAUUGGCUGUAACGCUGGGGAUUUAACGAUAGAAUUGUAUAAGCAUAUCUCUGAAUCUGUUGGUGUAAAGAAUGUCAACAUAUUGGGUAUCGAUAUAGAUCCAGUUUUGAUUCAACGAGCUUGUGAGCAAAAUAAGUUCCCAAAUAUUCAAUUCACUUGCGUGGAUAUUAUGCACGAAACUGAUUACAUUAAAUCUGUAAGAGGAUUUCUAAAACAGCAUAACACACAGAAAUUUGCUAUUGGUUUUUGUUUUUCUAUAACAAUGUGGAUUCAUUUAAAUCAUGGGGAUGAUGGUUUGAAAAAGUUCCUACGAAGAGUUGUUGAACUGUGCGAGUCUCUAGUCAUUGAACCUCAACCGUGGAAAUGUUAUAGAACAGCUGUAAGGCGAUUCAAAUUAUCUAAUUCAACUUUCCCUAAAUAUUCAGAAAUUAAAAUAAGGGGUGACAUAGAACAAAGAAUUGAAUUGUAUCUCCAAAAUGAAUGUGAUUGCACAAAAGUUUUAGAAAGUGGUAGGACAGAAUGGGGUAGAAAAAUUAUGGUUUUUAAAUUAAAACAACAAAUUGUAUAGUAUUUAGU
Molecule: messenger RNA, 759 nt
Organism: Cylas formicarius (sweet potato weevil)
Lineage: Eukaryota; Metazoa; Arthropoda; Insecta; Coleoptera; Brentidae
Product: probable RNA methyltransferase CG11342
Exons: 2
Coding region: 26-751 (241 amino acids)
Biological process (GO): negative regulation of pre-miRNA processing; miRNA metabolic process
Cellular component (GO): cytoplasm
Molecular function (GO): O-methyltransferase activity; RNA methyltransferase activity
Source: RefSeq, a predicted model, not a curated record